Rhipicephalus sanguineus (brown dog tick) is the source of this 2180-nucleotide messenger RNA. Its product is annotated as glycoprotein antigen BM86. The transcript is spliced from 18 exons. Lineage: Eukaryota; Metazoa; Arthropoda; Arachnida; Ixodida; Ixodidae. The record is from RefSeq and is a predicted model, not a curated record. Bases 226 to 2043 code for a protein of 605 amino acids.
UAAGGAGGAGAGGCGCGAAGGGCCAUCUGAAAAGGAAUACUCUGUUUUCCUGCAGGUAGUCCAGAGGCGCAGUGACGCGUCAAUUGGUGUUGUUACAGAUACGCAUGAAACGUAACAGCAGCGCAGCGACCGACAGGUGUGGCCGACGACAGCGCCCGUCUCCCCGUGUACUCGAGAGCACUCGACGCCUGUAACGGUUACGAGGGAACCGAACGUGCGCUCGAGAUGAGAAUAAUUAACAACGAACGACCGCUUCCGUUCGGGGUGCUGGUCGUGGUGUUUCUGGCUAGCCUGACAACAGUCGCAUCUGCAGAAGAAAUUUCCGAUCCGGAUAUAUGUGCGUCUGCUGGGCUGCUGUGCGGAACUGUGCCCUGCGUUCCUCUCAACGGCAGCCAAUAUUUCACAUGUUUGUGCGAAAAUGAACGGUACUUCAACGCGACAGCACAGCGAUGCUACCAUCUCGAUUCUUGUUCAGAAAUACUGUGCCAUCCUGGAAAGUGCUUCGACAACAAUGGAAGCGACACAGCCUCAUGCGACUGUUCUGGAAUACAUGGAAUGACCAAGGAAUGCGAAGUUGAUCAAGCAUUCAGAGAUGAGUGCGUCAAGAGCGGUGGUAAACAGAACUUUGACGAGAAUGGUUUCCCACACUGUGUUUGCCCGCGCGGCACUCAAUUUGAGAACGACCGUUGUGUAUCUAUCGCUUGCUUACUUCCGGACUUUACGUGCGAAGACAUCUGCAAUGACCCCAAACUCAGAGAAGAUAAGCGCUGUUGCCAAAACUGGGAAGUCGGAUCGUGUGAUGGGCAUUAUGAAGAAAGUUUCUGUCUACCCGGUACUACCGGAAAUGGAAGCAUCUGUACGAAUGUAUGUGCUGAGGACUUGCUUGGAUCUGUCUGUGAACACGGUUGUACAUACGAGAACUCAUCAGCUCCUUACUAUAAGUGCAACUGCGGGGAUGACGAAGAGCUGAGCGCCGAUGGACGGACGUGCCAAGCUAGAGUUGAAUGUAAUGAAGAGGAAGAAUUCAGCUGCGAAGAGAAUGGCCAAGAAUGCGUCUACAAAGAUGGUCAAGCCUCCUGCCAAUGCCCUGCGGGCUCUGCGUUGAUUGGUGACGUCUGUUCGGAGGAGUGCUCGUUCAAAUGUCAGCCCCUAUUAAGCAAGUGCGUAAUUGAUGCCAACAUAGAAACAUGCGUCUGCGAGUAUCCGCUGAAGUGGGACUCCGCCCUUCGACAGUGUAUUUUAGAUAAACAAUUUGCUUACAUUACGACCUUCAAGCAAGACCAAAUAGUCCUUACGGCCAAUACGACGGACAGGUGCACUAAUACUGAGAAGCUGAUCCAAAGUGCCAUGAAAAACGUAUAUGGUAAGAGCCUAAUGGCUACGAGACUUCUCAAGUGCGGCGAAGAGCACAAAGUGGAAUUGUCAUUUUCUGAAGAGCCCGCGCCAGCACUACUGAACAGGAUACACUUGUGUGAGAACGAGGAUACAAGAAGCAGUUGCUUUUUUGCACCGGCUUUGUACAUCGUAAACGGCUCCGCUUCAGGCCCACGGGCAGUGGACUUGUGCGAGGCCUACUUGAACAACACUGACGCUGUCACCAGUGGCAGCCACGAGUGCGUCAGUGAAGGAGCCGGAAGGUACGUGCUUCGAUGUGCGCUCAGAAGUGCGGGCGCAGACGUUGUCCAGCAGGGUUUUCUGAAAGUUCAACAGUGCCAUGAAGGCUGCCGUCCAAAUCCAUGCCCUCAAGACUGUAUAUGCGAACCAGACGCAGUAACGUCAUAUAAAUGCAACUGCAGGGAAAACACCACAGCAAAGACUCCACAGCCGCCACACCAUCAAAAAGCGCCAUUUCCAACCUCGCCGACGGCAUCGCGAGAAUCAACCAGUCGUGUCUGGGCGACCGUGGCUAUUGUCAUCGGUAUCUUGAUACCUGCUGUUAUCGUCAUCAUUCUGCUAAUGAAGAGGAAGACAACGUACAUAGUUACACCUUUGAAAAAAGCGAGCAGCAAGGAUUUUCAACCGCUCCCUACAGAAGAGUGCUGAGUUCAAGCAGUGAAGCGAUACUGAAGCAACACCGUGCUGUUCACCCCGGCUGUUCAAGCGCGGCACAAUAGAGGCAACGCCAGAGAUUCACGUGCUCACUGAAUAAGCGAUAUGCUAAAACAAGCAUCGCAACCGUG